GCUCUCCUCAUCUGCCGCCCUUCCUCCUACUCCCCCGACCCUUGCCAGUCGUCCGUUCGCUCCUCUCUUGCUGCUUUCUUUUCGUCGUACACCCGGGAAAAAAAAAAAAGAAGAAGGCAUCGAUGAAGAGAGCAAAUAGCAUGAUUUAGGGAGAAGAGAAGAACGACGGCGGUGACGGGAAAGGAAAGGAAAAGACAAGAUAGAAAAGGAAAGUGAAAGCAAAGGGGGAAGAAAAAAGCGCGAAAAGAGAAAAGAGAGAGAGAGAGAGAAAGAAAGAAAGAUAUAGCGAGAAAGGGUGAGGGUGAGAGAGAGAGAGAGAAAGAGCAGAAGUGUGGAAAUAACAACAUCAGUAUACGAAGCCCUGUCGGGGUUAUAUGGGCAAUAUUUAGUAUCUGUUACCCCUGGGGGAAAGAUACCAAGUCAGCACCGAAGCAGAAGAAGGAAGAGGAGGAGGAGGCGGAAGAAGAGGAGAAGGAAAAAAUAUAAUUUACACUUCAAGUUCUUCUCAUUCUGUAAAAUAAGAUGCCCUACCCCAAACUACUCUCACAGAGCAGCAACAGCCAGUUGUCCAAAGACAUGGAGGAAAGUGGAAGAGGAGACAAUGAUUCUGAUCUCGGAUCAGAUUCUUCAAGGAAAUCUCGACCAAAUGUUCUCAUUGUCAUCACUUUUGUGCUUGAGCUGAUUAUAUUGGGGAUAAUUGCUACCUUAGCUUACUUUCUCAGAUGGACAAAUGUCUUCCCAAUGCGACGGAACAACUUUUCUUGUAUAGAUGCUGAGCUCUCACAUUCUUCAAAAGAAAGUCUUUUUGUGGAUUUUGCAUUUCAUGCUGAAGUUUCUGAUGAAGCUGUAUAUUCUUUGAGUGUUUGUGUUCCACCAUUUGUGAUAUUAAUAAGUGAAAUAGGUAUGUGGGCCUUCAGUUCUGAACCUCAACGUUCUAUUACUAUUCUCUGUGCUGCCUGCAGGCUUCCACAGAUUAUUCGAAGAAUUUUCCGAUUCAUAGGCGUCUUUCUCUUCGGUGCCAUGGCACUGAUGGUAUUCACAGAUGUCAUCAAAUUAAUGACGGGGCGUUUACGGCCGAAUUUCCUUGAUAUCUGCCAAGUAAAUCGGUCGAAGUGCUUCUUGCAAAAUCAAAGUGGAGGAGAUGAGUUGUGCCUGGUCAAAAAUAUGUUACACCUCCGCAAUGCUCGAACUUCAUUUCCUUCGAUGAAUGCAUGUUUAACUUCAUAUGCAGCUGUCUUCCUUGUGAUCUAUAUACAUUAUGGUGUUGGCACCCACACCUUAAAACUUGUACGAGUAUUCUUGGCCAUGAUAUUCUGUAUGAUGUCUCUACUUUGUGGAUUGGUAGAAAUUGGACUGUUCCGAAGUUACUGGACAGAUGUCGUUGCUGGCUUUGGAAUGGGUGUUCUCAUGGCUGCCUACCUGGGUGGAUUUGUGCUACAUAAUUUCAGUGAACACACAUUGGACAAAAAACUGCUCCGAGCACUGAAAACAUAUUUGUUGCAACAUGGAGGGUCAUCUGGACGUCCAGGGAACAUGAGGUAUGAUCCACUGUUUGGUGGUUCUGGCUUCCAUAUUCCUCGUGUACAUGUCCCGCUGUUUGCCGACGAAAGCAACCACAAGCAUCGGACUCAUAGACCCCAAGAUACAUUCCAAAGGGAUCUAUCACAUGUUGUUGAACAUUAUCGCCGUGGCUCUCCAACCCAGGGUAGCACUCACAUGUGAAUGUACCCAUUCAUCAAAGAGGCACCAAAACGUGAAUGAAAACUCACGCUAGCUUACACAUACCACAUAUUAACACUCACACACACACACACACACACACACACACACACACAC
This is a messenger RNA of Octopus sinensis (East Asian common octopus), 1836 nucleotides long. Its product is annotated as phospholipid phosphatase-related protein type 1-like. The record is from RefSeq and is a predicted model, not a curated record. Gene Ontology annotation, biological process: signal transduction; phospholipid dephosphorylation; phospholipid metabolic process. Bases 523 to 1722 code for a protein of 399 amino acids. The transcript has 9 exons. Gene Ontology annotation, molecular function: phosphatidate phosphatase activity. Lineage: Eukaryota; Metazoa; Mollusca; Cephalopoda; Octopoda; Octopodidae.